AUGGUGAUCGUUUUCAGAGACCACUUUGAUUUACCCACACAAUGGAACACGUCCGAUUCAAACCAUGGUUUACAAGUAACUGGUGACGAGAAAUUAAAAGUUUUAUAUAUAGGAGCCGGUCAAAAUGACGCCGAUGCAGCAUCAAUCCGAACAAAUAACUCGAUACCGACUGAAAUUGGUUUAUAUUAUUUUGAAGUCCUUAUAACAGACGCGGGUGAAUCAGGAUUUAUUGGUAUAGGAUUCGGUGUUCAUAAUGCGUUCCUUUGGAAACUACCCGGAUGGGAACCAAACACUUUUGGCUACCAUGGUGAUGACGGAAAAAAAUUUCGGUCAUCAUCAAUUACGGGACAUGUUUAUGGUCCAACUUUCACAACUGGUGAUACAAUUGGUUGCGGAAUAAAUUUUUUUAAUAAAACUGCUUUUUACACAAAGAACGGGAUUUGGUUAGGAAUUGCAUUUGAUGAAGUUACCCCCGGCGAUUACUAUCCUAUGAUCGGUUUGCGUACUAGGGGUGAAUGCGUUGAAGCAAACUUUGGUGAACGCCCAUUUAUAUUUGAAAUCGAAAGUUACGCAAAGGCAACAUUUAAAGAUGUUGAAAAAAAUAAAAUCAGAAGCGUAAGGUUAUGA
Funneliformis caledonium is the source of this 627-nucleotide messenger RNA. NCBI's taxonomy places the organism in Eukaryota, Fungi, Glomeromycota, Glomeromycetes, Glomerales, Glomeraceae. The record is from the annotation of a GenBank genome assembly.